AUGCAAGAUAAUACAGCUGCUGUAGAAGAGGAAAACCCCUCAUUUUCGGCCAAGAAAUUGCUGAAUCAUUGGUUGAGAUUCAGUUCAGGUUUACCUGAAACCAACAUAACACUUAAUAGUGAGUUUGAGAGGAUACUGUUGGACUACUCAUGGCAACGUGCCACGCCUGAAACCUUGGAAAUUGGCAGAGGUGGGGUUGGCCCAUUCGCUGCAUCCCUCAAAGAAAAGAUUAACCGAAUGUUUGGUGGAGAGCAUGUACGUUUCAAGUUUAUCUUCCUUCGGCAUAUAUAUGAAGCCUCAUCUGAUCCUACUUUCUGCAACAGGAACACUUGGAGAGCAAUGAGGGUGAUCCUGAAGGAUGUCAUUGCUGUUGGUAUCGGUGGCAGCUUCUUAGGUCCUCUUCAAACAGAUCCAAAGGCUAUCGAAACAGCAAGGGGAAGGCAACUGCAUUUUCUUGCAAACGUUGAUCCUAUUGAUGUUGCCAGAAAUAUUACAGGGUUAAAUCCAGAAACUACCCUUGUCCUUGGUAAAGUUAAAAGUAUCAGUCUAUCUUCUUAUCCUAAGGGUCCUCCUCCUACUCCUUCUCCCGCUCCAUCUCCAGAGCCAACAAUUUCUCCAUAUCCUGCUUCUCCAGUUCACUCUCCAGCACCAUCACCUGACAGUAAUCAUCUCCCACCAGCACCAUCCAAGGUACCUCCACAUCCUCGUCCAUGUCCAUACCGCGGUUCUGGAAUUCCUCCGAGCUCCUCACCAACUUCUCAUCUUAACCCUACUGUUCCUCUUAGUUAUGCACCUAAUGGUUCCCCUUACUCGCCUUCUGCGAGUCCUUAUACGAGUCCCUCAUCUCAAUUCCUCCAAGCUGAAUCACUGGUUGAGAUUCAGUUCAGCACAGAAAAUAGAUCAGUGCUUCAUGUAGCUCUUCAUGCUCCAAGGGAUGCAAUCCAGAGGCUAUCGAAACAGCAAGGGGAAGGCAACUGCAUUUAUGCUGAAGAACUGUUCAAUUUUCUCUGGUAUGAGCAGUCGAGUCAGUGCAAAACUAUGAGGGAUAGCUGUGUAAGUUCUGCAUCUGCAGCAGCAAAGGUAGAUGCUUGA
Prunus armeniaca (apricot) is the source of this 1092-nucleotide messenger RNA. The record is from the annotation of a GenBank genome assembly. NCBI's taxonomy places the organism in Eukaryota, Viridiplantae, Streptophyta, Magnoliopsida, Rosales, Rosaceae.